Messenger RNA from Poecilia reticulata (guppy), 1346 nucleotides. It is a transcript of the gene hsbp1b, whose product is annotated as heat shock factor binding protein 1b. Gene Ontology annotation, cellular component: cytosol; nucleus. NCBI's taxonomy places the organism in Eukaryota, Metazoa, Chordata, Actinopteri, Cyprinodontiformes, Poeciliidae. Gene Ontology annotation, molecular function: transcription corepressor activity. The record is from RefSeq and is a predicted model, not a curated record. Gene Ontology annotation, biological process: cellular heat acclimation.
UCUCGCGAGACUUCGUUUGUUGUGGAACAGCUGAGUGGGUGGCUGGAGGUACUUGCGACCAGUAACCGAUUCAACAGCAAAGCUGCGGCCUCAUAGCCGAGUUUCAACCCCCUGAAGACUUUGUUCCAGCUCGUUGGACGCCAUGGCUGAGACGGACCCGAAGUCAGUGCAGGACCUCACCAAUGUGGUCCAGACGUUGCUGCAGCAGAUGCAGGACAAGUUCCAGACGAUGUCGGACCAGAUCAUCGGCAGGAUCGAUGAGAUGAGCACACGCAUCGACGACCUGGAGAAGAACAUCGCCGACCUGAUGACCCAGGCCGGCGUGGAGGAGAUCGAGGCGGCGCCGGAGAAGCCCAAAGAGAGCCAGGGCUCGUCUUGAAGGCUCCUGGCGGCCCGACGUCGGUCCUGGACCCGGGAGCAGCAGAACCUUUCCACUGAAAUCGACUCGUUGGUGUCAUGUUGUGUGAAAUGCUUUUUUUAUAUAUUGAGUUUUGUGAAACGGUUCCAGUGAAUGACUUGAAGAGCUGAACAUUGUAAGAUAGACUAGUUUAAUGUGUCCUGAACCUUUAAGGCAGAGACGGUUGAUUAUUGGAGGUGGACGCUACUGGGUCAGAACCAGUUAGCCCAGUAACCCAACAGAUGGACGCAUUCCACUCCUACUGUUCUUCUAACACUCAAGUUUGUAAUCUGUGCUUAAUAUGUAACUAUUUGCUUAGCAAUGAAGAAACUCAACAACUCCAAGGUGCUUUGUGUUUUUCUAAGGUUUCCACCAGCAUGAAUGACCAGGAGAGUCGCUCCUCAUCUUAUUCCCUUUAAGUGUUUAAAGCCAAUAAACUCCUGCAUGAAUUAUUCACACCUAAACAAACGGCUUAAAUCAUCUCCCAUGAUGAAUUUAUUGAAAAACAGGAAAUGAGGCUCCAUCAUCUCCACCAAGAUCAAAAAUCACAUUUUACAACAUUUUAAAAAUUCAGGCUUCUGACGAACUUUAUUUACAUUUUUCAUGCAAAUUAUGAGCCUUUAUUGAGAUUAGUUCAAAUCAAAUGCACAACAAUCAGCAGUUACUGAAAUCAAGUGCCAAAAGCAAACAAAUUAGCGUUAAAGCAACAUUGAGGCAGAGCAACAAACAGGAUGAUAAAGUACUGAGUACCAACGAAGUAACCGGUCCGGGUCAGAACUCGAAGUCGGCCUCCGUCAUGUCGAUGGCCCAGGCGAACUUCUCCCGCUGGGUUUUAUUGUAGAUCUUUUCUAUGGGCACGUCCAUGUUCUUACACCUGACCCGGCAGAAAAACGUCAAACUUUUCACUUCCACACAAAAUGUCCAAACAAAUAAACUGUUUCUGAGCAAA